Molecule: messenger RNA, 2072 nt
Organism: Cucurbita pepo subsp. pepo (vegetable marrow)
Lineage: Eukaryota; Viridiplantae; Streptophyta; Magnoliopsida; Cucurbitales; Cucurbitaceae
Source: RefSeq, a predicted model, not a curated record
UUUCAGUCAGUAUUAAGCCCCAAUACCCUGUUUCAAGCUUUCGCGUUCGUUCUCCCUCUACUUCUUGCAGCCAUGGAGAGCCCUUCUCCGGCUUCAUGCUGGAGCAAUGUCGUCAAAUCUCAACCUGCUCCGAAGCCUCAGCAUCAGACUCCUACCUCCACCGUCCAAGUAUUCGCCGACAGCUGCAAGUCCAGUCAAGGCGUUGCUGUUGCUGUUGUUGAUGCCAAUGCCAUCAUUCAAGGGGGAGAAAAGCUCUCCACCUGCGCGGACAAAUUUGUUUCCGUUCCUGAGGUUUUGGAUGAGGUUCGCGAUCCCGUCUCUCGCCACAGACUCGCCUUCGUCCCUUUCACUCUCGAAUCCAUGGAUCCCUCCCCCGAAGCUCUCAAUAAAGUAAUCAAGUUUGCAAGGGCAACUGGUGACUUACAGACCCUUUCAGAUGUUGAUAUUAAACUUAUUGCCCUCACUUACACGUUGGAGACUCAGAUCCAUGGGACCAAACAUCUCCGUGAGUGUCCUCCCCCUGUCCACAUGGUUAAUACAAAGAGGUUACCUGAGAAAGACUUGCCUGGGUGGGGCUCUAACGUUCCUAAUCUGGAAGAGUGGGAAGCAUUAGAGCAAGAUGCUGAUGCUCCGCUUGAUACCACAUCAAAGAUCCUUCCUUUGCAGGAUUUAAACCUGAACAUAGUCCCUUCAGAUGGCCAAUCCGAAGAUCUUUCAUUAGAGCACAAGGAUGAGCAUAACUCUGAGCAUCAAGAUGAAACUGAGAGUGGUUCAAGAAGAUCAAGGAAAUAUCCUCCAAAGAAAAAGGAAAUUAAUAUCGAAGGGAAGAAAAUGGUGGCUGAUGGAAUUGAUGCAUCUCAGGGACAAUAUGAUGACAAUGAGGGUGAUUGGACACCUGCUGUCAGUCGAAGUACUCAGAGAAGAUAUCUUAGGAGGAAAGCCCGGCGUGAAUAUUAUGAGGCCUUAGCUGAAAAGGACAGUCAGCAAGAUGUUGAAACCACAGAUGGUGAUGUCCUAGUGGAAAAUAACAGAUCAGGUCAAUCACAGGAUCAAAUCUCGGAACCAAUUACCGGAAAUGGGAAUGACUGUCAGAUAGCAGAAGGGACAAACAACAAUGAAAACCUUUCUGAAAUUUUGAAUCAGAUGAGGUUGGAAGAAGAUUCAUUAAAUGCCUUUCACAUGGAAGGGCUUGACGCUUCGAAAAAAGAAGAAUUGGACAUAAGUGAGGUGGAGAAUAUUGUAGCUGUUGAGGGUAUGAACGAUACAGCCAAGGAUGAGAUGGAACAUUUAGAAUACUCAAGUCAGACUAAUGAAAGUGUAGACACAUCAAAUAUAGAUGAUAUUAGCAGUGAUCAGAGUUGGAUGCUGCGAUCCUUGUCUGAAUCAAGCGUAGCUUGUGUAACUGGUGACUUUGCAAUGCAGAAUGUCCUUCUGCAAAUGGGUUUACGUUUGUUGGCUCCAGGAGGAAUGCAGAUCCGCCAACUGCAUAGGUGGAUUUUGAAAUGUCACGCCUGCUACAAUGUCACAGCUGAAAUUGGAAAGAUCUUUUGUCCCAAGUGUGGAAACGGUGGAACUUUGCGCAAGGUAGCUGUUACAGUUGGCGAAAACGGAGUUGUGUUAGCUUCCCGUAAGCCAAGGAUUACUCUGCGUGGCACAAAGUUUUCACUUCCUCUGCCCCAAGGUGGAAGGGAUGCCAUAACCAAGAAUCUUGUUUUACGUGAAGAUCAACUACCGCAGAAGUUUCUUCAUCCCAAGACCAAGAAGAAAGUCAAUAAACAGGGAGACGAAUUCUUUGCCGUGGAUGAUUUCUUCAGCCAUCAUAACACUGAUAAGAGAGCUCCUUUGCAGCCUCCCGUAAGGCAAGCUUUGGCAGUUUUUAGCGGGAAGAGAAAUCCAAACGAUAACCAUUACUCUCGGUCUCAUCAUAAAUAGACUAUUGUUUAUGCAUUUGAUUUUCAAUGCUGCUAGGAGUUUCCAAUUUUGAUGAAUAUCUUAUGUGAUUGAGUAUAGUUAAUGUAUUCAAAUUAAAGAGCUUACAAUGAGUGCAAUUUUGCCCUGAAUUUUCUUCAAAA